UGUUUUUUCUUCCUUACAGGUCUUGGCCUCUCUUAUUCUAUUAUAAAUGGCCCUACUAAUGCAACGGUCCUUGCUGGUUCAGAAGCCCGCUUUAAUUGCACUGUAUCUUUAGGAUGGGUAAUUCUCAUUUGGCUGUCCAAUGGAACUCCUGUCCUCACUGUCAUUAAUUCUCAAGGAGCUAUUGAAACAUCAGACCGCUUCACCUCUGAAAAUUAUACCAGUAGCAAUGCGUUUACCUCGGAGCUGAUAAUCCACAACACACAGCUGAGUGACUCUGGAAAAAUUGAAUGCAGCAUCCAGCAAUCUAGUGAGAACAGCUUUGCAUUUCUUUCUGUUCAAGUUAAUGGAUCUUUAUUCAUCAAAAAUAACACCUUAACAGUAAGAGAGAACAAAACAGUUGAAAUUGUUUGUGAAGCCUUAGGAUGGGCUCCAGUUCCAGACAUUACCUGGAUGAUAAAUGACUCUUUCAUUGGUAAGUCCAGGUAUGUUACCCAGGAAAGUCAAAGAUCUAAUGGACUCAACAAUGCCCUGAGCAUCCUAACUUUGACUCCGUUGGACACUGAGAUUUUGACUUGUUUAGCUGACAUAGAAGCACUCCCUAACCCUCAGAAAGCAACUGUAGCUGUUAUUUUUGUCAACUCUACUAUGGAAAAUGAAUACAGUGAAGACAACGGGAACACAUGGGUUAUUGUCCUUGCAGUUGUGCUUUCACUUGUUGGUAUUAUUCUUCUGAUCAUUAUUAUUGUGGUUGUUGUACGCUGCUGCUGCCUGAAGAAGAAAGGAUCUACAUAUCAAAAUGAAAUAAGAAAAGUUUCAGCUGAAAAGUUUAAUCAGAAAAAAGAUGGUGAUCUGGAAAACAGGCAAAGGCACGGCAGCGAAAAUCAGGGAUACAUUCCAGAGGAACGGUGGAACAGAGAACGAGGCCCAAGAAUUGCCCCUCUUCCUGCAAUGUCUUCAAAGUUCACUGUCCCUGCUGAAGAUUUACAGGCCAGUUCUGUACCAAAGUUGCCAGUCUGGAGGAGGUGUGGAUAUGACAUGGAGACACUGUUGAAGGUGGGGUUUGAGGUUCCUUUGCAAAUGAAAUCCAGUGGAGAUACA
Messenger RNA from Mesitornis unicolor (brown roatelo), 1098 nucleotides. RefSeq names its product immunoglobulin superfamily, member 5 (gene IGSF5). The transcript is spliced from 7 exons. The record is from RefSeq and is a predicted model, not a curated record. Lineage: Eukaryota; Metazoa; Chordata; Aves; Mesitornithiformes; Mesitornithidae. Gene Ontology annotation, biological process: cell-cell adhesion. The annotation marks the transcript as partial.